Lineus longissimus is the source of this 4806-nucleotide messenger RNA. RefSeq names its product dual serine/threonine and tyrosine protein kinase-like. Gene Ontology annotation, biological process: positive regulation of fibroblast growth factor receptor signaling pathway; positive regulation of ERK1 and ERK2 cascade; protein phosphorylation. The record is from RefSeq and is a predicted model, not a curated record. The coding region runs from base 28 to 2979 and encodes 983 amino acids. NCBI's taxonomy places the organism in Eukaryota, Metazoa, Nemertea, Pilidiophora, Heteronemertea, Lineidae. Gene Ontology annotation, molecular function: ATP binding; protein kinase activity. Gene Ontology annotation, cellular component: cytoplasm. The transcript has 13 exons.
GUGUGCAGAGCGAAGCUGGUCGCAAAAAUGGCGACGAACUUGCCGUACGAAAUCAGCAAGUUUUGCCGGCAUACGAAACAACUGAGGCAUGUUAUGCGGGAAACUAAAAGCACAUUUCAGGACAUAAAUAGAUGUGGAAAUCUGGAUGGAGUUCAACUGGUCUCUGCAGAUGUCACACAACAAGAACAAGAAGAAAUUGAAAGUAUCACCGAGCGGCCGCCAUGCAUCGUGGUAUUGGGGCAGACCGUCUACGCUAAAGCAUUUAUUGUAAAUGAACUCUUUAAUCAGACACUGCUCCCCAUCAUAGACCGGGAGCAGAACACAGACAAAAUCAGCUGGCGUAUGGUGCGGUUCAAAUACGGGACAAAAUUAAAUGUUAGCUUGUGCUUACCAGGCUCUUAUGAACUAGUAGACAAUUUAGCUGCCUAUCGUCAAAAAUGGCGGACUUUACCACGGCAGGAUUUAGAACUCAGUGAUGAUGAGAGAAAGGAUCCUGCUAAGGGGGUAGCCAUUUUGGAAGUGACUCUUAACCACCCGUUGUUAAAAGAUGGUGCCGAGGUGGUUAUGUCCGCGUGGAACGCAGAUUUGGAGGGGAAUGUGGAACAGACUUUAAAGAAAUGCUCAGAAGAUGUGCUACCGAUUCUGAUAUAUGCCAUAGGAAAUGAUAAACUUAGUGCUAAGGAUAUAGAAGAUUUGCAAGAGCUUCGAUUAUUAGUGCCGAAAACGCCCAUAUAUUUCAUCCAAGUGCCUUCACCAGAUCUCACAGAAUCUGCCCAGCAUGGGUCGCCUGGACAAACCGGACUAACUCAACGAAAGUCCAGCACCUACAACCCGGAGGUGAAUGUGAAUGCCUUAGAUAGACUGAUGUCCCUGAACCUAUUCCAGCAGUUAUGUGAUGUCGGUUUCUUAAAUAUGGUUCCCAAGGAUCCAAUUCCUCGGUCGCGGAUGUUGACGGACAGUAUAGAAAUAGAAAGCGAACUUGUAGAAAGGAUUGAUAACUUUUCUAGCACUUUGUUAUUAUUUGUCCGUCAUGUUCUCCAGUCAUAUUUAAUCCGUGCUUCCACCUUACUGAAUAACGUUCACACGAAGUGUUUGCAGAAUUUCAUCUUGACUGCGUUUGAUAUGGCGCGGGACAUGAUGAUUACACCCAAACGCUUGGAGUUUGCACGAGAAAAGGAGAAUGAACUCUACCUCUCGCUCAUGGAUAUAGCAGUUGAAAAACAGGAUGAGAUCAAGGCACUUAUUCUGGAUACAAUCACAAACGCCAAGGACGAUUUACUGCAGAUGGCGGCAGAGUACGACUUUGUAGGUGUCGAGAUACCGGAGGACUGCAUCGUCACAUCGGCGAACGACUUGAAGAUCUGUACUGGCCAGAUCAAGGAGUUGAUUUUAGGAAGAUUAAAUAGUGCCAUAGCCGGCAAGCUGACUGGCUCGGUCGAUGUACUCAGGGAUAGUUACACAGGAACAUUAACGCGAUGCCUGGUAAGUUUGGAGAAGGUUGACCCCGAGGCGAGCAUGAAUUCUGUGAGUCGUGAGGACUAUCAGAGUACGACGGAGGCGUUGAAGCAAAUCCUGAACGCUGCCUACCAAGUGGAGAUCACAGUCCGAACAAGUUCAUCACUAGUCAAGUUAUUGUUAGAAAAAAUGAAACAGCUAGUUCAAUCAAUGCCAUGGAGCCCUCCCCCCAAGGUUGACGCUGACUGGAAGAAGUCGGUCGCGUCGGAUAUGGUGGAUAGUCUAAGUGAAUCCAAGUUAGCGAAAAGUAUAUGUUCUCAGAUCAAAGAAAGAUUAAAAAAUUCCCACGAAGCGUUUUCAUCGGCACUGCGAGGGUUAGACGUGCGACACUCAGGGCGUUUGGAAAAGACGGAAGAACAAAGGUUACGUGUGCGGAAAAUUCAUGCUCCGAGAGUGGCUAGGAUGGCUUUGGAGAGCAUAUCUUUGCGGGAUAUGAUCAUGUAUGGUAUGCCUCAGAUGGGCCGUGAGAUUGGGCGUGGACAGUAUGGUGUCGUUUACUCCUGUGAUAACUGGGCGGGCUACUCACCAUGCGCUAUUAAGUCAGUGGUGCCACCUGAUGACAAACAUUGGAAUGAUCUUGCUUUAGAAUUUUACUAUACCAAGAAUGUAGCAGAACAUGAACGCCUUGUGACAAUCUUUGGUUCGGUCAUCGAUUAUUCCUACGCUGGUGGCACCUCGCCUGCGGUCCUCCUCAUCAUGCCGCGUCUGCAGCGAGAUCUGUACUCAGCUAUUAAAACAGGCCUUGAUUGGCCGAGUAGGUCACUGCCAGCUCAUGACCGAAUUAUCUCAAUGCAUGCAGCACUUAUUAAUUAUGAUUAUGGUGAUGGCUAUACGCCAGAAGUGCUGCUGGUCUCUGAUUUACUCCAGCGCGACCUGGAGUCUGCUAUCCGAACAGGUCUAGACUGGCCCAAUAGGUUACAAGUUGCCAUUGAUGUGGUCGAGGGAAUACGCUUCCUUCACAGUCAAGGCCUCGUACAUCGUGACAUCAAGUUGAAAAAUGUUCUGCUUGACAAACGAAAUCGUGGCAAAAUAACCGACUUGGGUUUUUGUAAACCAGAAGCCAUGAUGAGUGGAAGCAUCGUCGGUACUCCGAUUCACAUGGCACCCGAGUUGUUUACAGGCCGCUAUGACAACAGUGUUGAUGUUUACGCCUUUGGUAUCUUGUUUUGGUACAUUUGUGCGGGUCACGUGAGACUGCCGUAUGCGUUUGAGCAGUGCACCAGUAAGGAUAUGCUGUGGACUUCAGUCAAAAGAGGUGUUCGGCCUGAGAAACUGGCCCAGUUUGAUGAUGAUUGCUGGUCACUCAUGCAGGACUGUUGGGAAGGCGAACCAUCCAAGCGGCCUCUGCUCGGCUAUGUGGAGCCUCGUUUGCAAACUAUUUUGAGCAAUACACAGUCACGUGUGACCCGGGCUCCGAGGCCUCUAAGGAGCAAAUCUCUAACUCUCAUAGAUGAUGAUUUGUAAAUUUGAGAGUUGAAUACAAGUACUUUUGAUGUAUUGUUUAGAAUGUACAUGUGUAUUACAUUCAAAAUAGAGACAGUGUUACCUUAACAUUGGGCAUAGUUUUCAAAUCUUUCUCAGUUCAAUGAGAGACUGCUUUUCUCCCCGACAUGAUGAGGGCACUUCUACAGUGCAGUACCUUCCUAAGUGUUGCUACAGAGUGUAUUUGCUGUUGUAAAGUUAUUUCAUACGUAGGUGCUAUACAUACAGGGCUAUUUACAUGUUCAUUUAUAAUCCAGGGCUAAUUUUCAAAGAAGUUUAGCCUGACCUGAUCUAUUGCAUAAGCUCCUUCUGGGCCCUCAAAUGGACGUUGUUAAAAAAGAUCAACCAUGUUAAGGCUAUUUGCUGUUGACGAUUUUGUCUUCCAAAAGAGGUUUAUGUAUGUAAACCAUUGUUUUAAAAUGUGGUAGGAUUGCACAUGGAGAUGUGAAAUUUUUAUGUAUCAACUAUUUCUGGAGAAAAAAUGAGUGGACAUGAAAUGUAAAUAAAGAAGUAAGGUUCAAGCUGCUUGUCAGAUAACUUUGCUGUUAAGAUGUUUGAUGCAUCUACCUAUGUAGACCCUUAUGCGCUUGAAAUAUUUGCUAUAUAUUUUUGGUCCAAGCAUUCAUGAUGAAUACCAUCAAAGUCUAUUCUUAUAAAACUGUAUAUAGUUUGAUCGAUCUUAUCUUCUUAUCUGUGUAUAUAUAAUUGUGUAUAUAUCUGAAAUUGUAUUUGAUGGUAGACUAUUAAGUUUUGCUACUGCUUUGGACAGGGUGUUAAUAGUCUUUCACAAUAGUGUCACACUCCAUGUUGGUAAAAUAUUCGUAUAAUGGCCAACCCAGUUGGCCAUUAGCACUAUUCCACCUUUAAGAAUGAAUUGUACAUGUAUAUGAUAUGUGAAUCGAAAUAGUACACAUUUCAAUUUCAACAAACCGUUCUAAUGCUUCCAUGGAAUAGGAGAGAAAGAUAUUUCUAACGUUUGUCUCGACUGCAUAGUUAUGUGAUUGUAGCAUUUCAUAGCCUUUGGCAUUUGCCUGAAUAACCAUUUUAGCAUAUCUUAUAAUCUGCUUGUAAUAUGAUUCCUCUGCGACCAGAGAUCACCGAAAUCUUGACAACUGCAAUACAAUUUAAUGUUUCAUAAUGAAAACUGAUAUAUCGCUGUUUGCAAAAGCCAAAGACAUCUCAGCGACUUGUAUAUUCUGCUCAAUCAUCAUAAAAUAAAGUUGGAACUGCAACUCGCAACCAAAUGAACUGUACAUACAGGUGCUUGAGCCUACAAAUGAUAUUUUAUCAAUAAUGUCUCCGGGAUUCUGUCGCUAAUGUACUGUAGACUAAAAAGGAAUAUUUGUGUGAUAGGUACUGCUGCAAGCGGGUUGUUCUCACACUCCCGCGCUGUUUGAUUUCAUGUGAAUAUUGCCAUAGUUUCCACAGAAGCAAUGCAUAUAAUAAGUAACUCGGCCAUCAUGCUCUCCAUUUUGUCCCCGUUUUUUGUUGUUGUCAAUGUACGUCAAUACUUCAAAUGAUUAAUGAAUACUUGAACAAUUGGCAUUGACUCACGAAAUUAACCUGUCACAAUUGUGUCUGUCAGUUGUCAUGUGAGAUGACUCGUUGCAACGUACAUGUAUGUAUGGUCUACAGUAUUGACUUGAAUGAUAAUUUGGUGUUGUAACUGUCUCAGUCACUGGGAAGUCGCAGUCACUCAGAGAGUGGCUUGUUCUACGACUUUCCAGUGACUUAGUUACAAAUGAACAACAACUCUCGUUAAACAGAUUCCGUCUCAUGUAACUAUUGCAGUCAAAAAUAAAUGAUGAU